Messenger RNA from Pogonomyrmex barbatus (red harvester ant), 605 nucleotides. RefSeq lists its product as uncharacterized. Lineage: Eukaryota; Metazoa; Arthropoda; Insecta; Hymenoptera; Formicidae. The record is from RefSeq and is a predicted model, not a curated record.
GAUGUCUAUCUGUGCUAAAUUCAUAAGAAUUCAUAAAUUUAUCGGGCCAUAUUUUCUUCCGGCACACUUUAAUGGACAAGCGUACGCAGAGUUUCUUGAAAAUCAAUUGCCGAUUCUUUUGGAGGACAUUCCUCUCCAAGAGUGGGAAACGUUGAUUUUUCAGUACGAUGGAGCUCCCGCACAUUAUUCUCGCAGAGUGCGGGAAAUUCUGGAUACGCAUUUUCCAAAUAGAUGGAUUGGUCGGGAUUGUUCGAUCGUUUGGCCGGCACGAUCACCAGAUUUGAAUGUGCUCGAUUAUUUUGUCUGGGGUUAUAUUAAAGUCGAGCAGACAUGAUGGUACUCAAAAUGAGGUACGUAAUGAAAUUAUUAGCGACUUUUCACAUUAUCACUCCGGAUAUGAUGCAUCUUGCAACACGACAAAUUUCUCGAAGAAUCGAACUUUGCUUGGAAAUGCAAGAAAGAUAGUUUGAGCAGUUAUUUCAUUAGAAAUGUAACAAAAGUGAAUUAUACUACUGGGGAAACUAUUUAAAAAAAAAAUGCGCCAAGCUAUCUAUCACAAGGUUAUGUAGAAAUGAUAAUGCUUUUUUUCUCUGUAAAAAAAUUCG